This is a messenger RNA of Pseudocercospora fijiensis CIRAD86, 2869 nucleotides long. RefSeq lists its product as uncharacterized. The record is from RefSeq and is a predicted model, not a curated record. Gene Ontology annotation, molecular function: carbohydrate:proton symporter activity. Gene Ontology annotation, biological process: transmembrane transport; carbohydrate transport. The transcript has 4 exons. The coding region runs from base 568 to 2127 and encodes 519 amino acids. Gene Ontology annotation, cellular component: membrane. Lineage: Eukaryota; Fungi; Ascomycota; Dothideomycetes; Mycosphaerellales; Mycosphaerellaceae.
UCCAGAUGAGCAUGCAUGAUGCAUCUUCGAAGCUCUCGGUGCUAAGAUGUUGCGUGCCGGCUAAAUCUCUCUUUUAUUAGCCGGAGGGAGGCUCAAGGUGCAUCCAUCAAUCAGCGCCAGGACGCUUGGGACGUACCACUACUGCAUGAAGAUCUGGAGACGCGGGUUAGGUCCUUCUUCGUGUAUCCAUCUGCCAGACUUGCAGUAGCUUUUCUGAAAGACUAAAAAGGGAUAUACCGAAUCGAAGCAGACGAAUCAAUUUAUAUCCCGGCUUCAGUCGUGCGCUGCCCAGAACUUGCGAACCAAGCCUUCGGCUGGCGUGGCGCACCCGUGUGCAUUGCCCAUGUACUGGCUGUGGUAGUUAUCGCGGUGUGCUUGCCGGCUAUUUUGGAUCAAUGUGCCAGCAAAGCACGAGUGCUCAUAUAGCCUUGUCCCAUGAGCUUAAUAACUUGAAUCCAGCAACAAGGACCGGCUUGUUCUCCACCGACCAGGAAGGGACCCGUUCCUUCAACUUCACAACAUCGUCGUUGCAAGUCUCUUUCUCGACAACGCACCUUCAUCGCCAUCAUGGAUCGUCCAACAAAAGGCACCUUUCGCCUGGCGGAACGUGAGUUCCCCAAGCUGACCUGGUACAAGGAUCCUGGUCUGCGAAGAAACUACAUCUGCUUGAUGUUCGUAGUCUUGACAUCAGCCACGAAUGGGUUUGAUGGCAGCAUGGUCAAUGGCCUGCAGUCUCUCGAGGUCUGGCAAGAGUACUUCGAUCAUCCGCACGGCUCACUGCUUGGAUUAUUCGCCUGCAUUAUGUCCGUUGGCUCGCUCGCUGCACUUCCCGUUGUCCCAUACAUUGCCGAUAUAUUGGGACGAAGAUGGGGUAUCAUCAUUGGCUGCUUGAUCAUGCUUCUUGGUGUUGUCCUGCAAAGUAUCAGCAUCAACUUUCGAAUGUUCAUUGCGGCAAGAUUUUUCCUCGGCUUUGGUGUCGCCAUUGCUCAUGGAGCCUCGCCGCUCCUCAUCACGGAACUCGUGCAUCCGCAGCAUCGAGCCAUUUUCACCACCAUCUACAACACCACUUGGUACGCAGGCUCGAUCGUUGCAGCUUGGUCUACGUUCGGCACAUGGCACAUCCACAACAACUGGUCUUGGCGUAUUCCGUCGAUCCUCCAGGGUGCGCCCUCUGUCCUCCAGCUUUUGUUCGUGUGGUUCGUGCCAGAAUCCCCCCGAUUUCUCAUCUCCAAAGGCAAGGUUGAGCAAGCCCACCAGGUUCUGGCCAACGUCCAUGCGAAUGGCAACCCUCAGGACGAGGUCGUGCUCCUCGAGAUGCAAGAAAUCAAGGACACCAUUGAGCUCGAGAAGUCUCUCGAAGGGAACAGCUGGAUGCAAUUCAUCAAGACGAAAGGCAACCGCCGCAGACUCCUGAUCUUGCUUUCCCUCGGUCUGUUCUCUCAAUGGUCCGGCAAUGGUCUGGCAUCGUACUAUCUCAACCUCGUCUUGAAUCAAAUCGGAAUCACGGACGGCGACAUCCAGCUUGUCAUCAACGGCUGCUUGCAAAUCAUGAACUUCAUCGUCGCAGUUGGCCAAUGCUUUGUCGUGGAUCGCGUCGGACGCCGCACCUUGUUUCUCGUCUCCACGGCUGGUAUGCUUUGCGCAUUCAUCAUCUGGACUGCGUGCGCCGGUGAAUUCGCGAAGACUGGCGUCCAGGCUCAAGGUAAUGCUGUCAUAGCCAUGAUCUAUGUUUACUACCUCUUCUACAACCUGGCAUGGAGCGGAAUGCUGAUCGGCUACGGAGCUGAAAUCCUGCCGUACAACCUACGUGCGAAGGGCCUGACCUUGAUGUUCCUGAUGGUCGACGUUGCUCUUUUUUUCAACCAAUAUGUGAACCCGAUCGCUUUGGACGCCCUGGCGUGGAAGUACUACAUCGUGUACUGCGUGUGGCUGGCCUUCGAGCUUCUCGUGGUCUACUUCUUCUACAUCGAGACCCGGUACACGCCGCUGGAAGAAAUUGCAAAGCAUUUCGAUGGCGCGGAGGCAGUUGUCGGCGGGGCUGCCGCGAGCGAGAAAGUGCGUGUCAUCGCGGCCGAAGAGGCUGCGUACGGCAAGACCCCGUACGCGGUGGAGCAUAAGGAGCUGUAACGAGGAAGCGUUUAUCCUCUUGCUACGGGGCUGUACAUAACGGGAGACAUUGGACAUUCUGGAUGAGCCAUCGUGCGGCAUGGCUUGGCUUUCGCUGCUCUUUGAUAAUUGCCGAAAGACUGGCCGACUGCUUUCUCUCUUCGUGUCAGAUAGCUGGUCGUGACUUCCACUCACUAGAUCGCUCUUGCCUCAGUAGUGCAGGUCGAGGCAGCCACUGCGCACUUCCAAAUCUCACGAUCACUUCACUUCGCAUUCAUCUCAGCACAAAGCAUUCUGACUUCGCUGGCGGCGCACCAGUCUCCCGAGAAAUUCACUGCUGGAAUCAUGGUUUGGAUUCCCGUUUGCAUCAUCAGCACGAUGCCCAUUGCUGACCAUCUCAGGCGCCAAAGACACAGUGCAACGCGCUGAAGCUCGCGCAGAUCGUCACCUGGAUGCAAAGGUCGCGCUCGGUCUUCAGUCUCAAAGACCUCGAGAAAGAGCUUCCCAAAGUCGCCGGAGUCAGCAGCAUUCAGGUCAAAGGUGAGCAAGCAUUUGUAUGAUCCAACACGCUCGAUGGGGCUGACAGCAACACCCAGACUAUAUCCAAGCACUUCAAGAUGACAGCAAAAUCAGCUGCGAGAAGAUCGGAUCUGGAAACUGGUUCUUCAGUUUUCCCUCCCAGGCCAGACGUGAGGCCGACAGCAGCCUCAAGAAGGUGCGUGGCGACCACGAGCAGAUCAGCGGCAUUGUGAAAGAUCUGCAC